UCUGACUGUACACAUGAUUUCCUGAAAACGCCCCAUGCCAAAAAACGAUAGGCCAACUUUACCUGCUCCGCCGCGAAGCCAGUUCCGAAAAGCGAUCACUUUACAUCCAACCAAAAAGUGACUCUGAAUAACGAGGCAGUGUUGUUUAUACCGGGGCUGGACACAGGCUGAUUACAAAAGGGAGAAAACUUUGCGCAAGAUACCCAUCGGCAAUCACGCUGUGCAGCUCUAUUGAAGGAAAAAACUCUCCAAAACUUCCUUCCAUCCCACGAGUUUCACCCGCACAUCGAUCAAGGUCAAUUGUGACUGCUGGGGAACUGUCAAUGCCUUACGGAUUGUGUACUGGCAUAAUUAACUUUGCCUUUCGAGGGAUCCUUUAAAUUAUGGCUGUGUAGGCUACUGUAAUCACAUGGAUAAAUCCCCUCUAUUACAGACUGGAUUUUACUUUCUUGUCAUUGAACAAUAAGCCGAGUGACACCAUGUUGGGUAACGCUGGGACUUACGCUAUGAAGAAGCGGAAGAAGCCCGUUCAAAAACC
Messenger RNA from Gadus morhua (Atlantic cod), 538 nucleotides. Its product is annotated as aryl hydrocarbon receptor. Gene Ontology annotation, biological process: response to xenobiotic stimulus; regulation of transcription by RNA polymerase II; xenobiotic metabolic process. Gene Ontology annotation, cellular component: transcription regulator complex; cytoplasm; nucleus. Lineage: Eukaryota; Metazoa; Chordata; Actinopteri; Gadiformes; Gadidae. The record is from RefSeq and is a predicted model, not a curated record. Gene Ontology annotation, molecular function: protein dimerization activity; transcription cis-regulatory region binding; nuclear receptor activity.